Suillus discolor is the source of this 900-nucleotide messenger RNA. RefSeq lists its product as uncharacterized. The coding region runs from base 96 to 575 and encodes 159 amino acids. The transcript has 3 exons. The record is from RefSeq and is a predicted model, not a curated record. NCBI's taxonomy places the organism in Eukaryota, Fungi, Basidiomycota, Agaricomycetes, Boletales, Suillaceae.
GAGACUCGAGUCUUCCCAGGCCGCCCCUGCACCACCCCAAAUAAUUUACGUGACCUUAUAGUCUUCAAUGAUUCAGAAUUCCUGGGUAAACUACAAUGGCCAAUGCAGAACUCUGGUCGUCGCCUGUGGUGCAGGCCCUCUUUGUUCGUUCACCUCCUGCUCCGCUCUCGCCAAAAGUCGUAUGGUGUCAGGAUCUAACAACUCAGAUCAACCAGCUAUCAGCUAAUCUCAACGUCAUAGCUGUCCUCCACCUGCUCAAUGACGAUUUCAAUGGUUGUCACGAGCUUGUACAAACCCAAGAAGGUAAUCCCUAUUCUGACCACUUGCACUCGAUCGCCCAUAGGCGUGAGCCCGACUACUGGAACUCCAAGUAUUGGAUUGAGAGAUUCUCUCAUGAGCACUUGCCGGAGAUAUACUCGCCUGGCGGUACCAUUACUCAGGCCAAACAGGAAAUGGAAAAGUUUGUAGAUGCUGUACAAACUGUCGAGACUUCCGGAGAGGGGGUCCCGGACCAUGAGAAGAGGCAGUGGGAGGAAAUGACGAUGCUCGCGAGAAUCCUGAUUAACUUGGAAUAAGAACUUUGACUUUGAAAUCGAGACUUGCGAUUGUGCGCAGAAGCAUCGGUACUGAGGAUUGUAGUCUGCCAGCACUCGCCGAAACUGUAAUCCUGUAAUAUCCAUUCAUGAACCACUGCCAGGCUCUGAAGUAUGAGGCUGAUAUUGCGUGAAAGGCCACCCACAGCCUGAGGUUCAGGAUUAUCUAUAUCGUGUUCUCAAAGAGUACGUUGGGUGAUGUCAUAUUUGGUUCGGGAACAUCCUGUAUGGACUGCUAGUCCUGCUCCCGACCACCGAUGAUACUAAUAAUCUUCUCAUAGACUGUGAAGACGAUACCUCCACUCGC